This is a messenger RNA of Aspergillus sclerotioniger CBS 115572, 2019 nucleotides long. RefSeq lists its product as uncharacterized. The record is from RefSeq and is a predicted model, not a curated record. Gene Ontology annotation, molecular function: sequence-specific DNA binding; DNA-binding transcription factor activity, RNA polymerase II-specific; zinc ion binding. The transcript is spliced from 2 exons. Gene Ontology annotation, biological process: DNA-templated transcription; positive regulation of transcription by RNA polymerase II. Bases 1 to 2019 code for a protein of 672 amino acids. Lineage: Eukaryota; Fungi; Ascomycota; Eurotiomycetes; Eurotiales; Aspergillaceae.
AUGCCCGGGGGUAAAGCCACCACCGUUUCAUCUUCACUUCCCCGCCGACAUCGUCGUGGCUUGACCCGCAGUGCUGCUGCGUGUGAACGCUGCAGGCGUCGUAAGCAAAAGUGUGAUGCGAGGACUCCAACAUGUGGUGCCUGCAAGGCUGCUGGCGCAUCCUGUGUCCCCUCCGAACGCCUAGUGGUACGGCAGGCCCAUCCAGAAUGCCAGUGCGGCCUUUUACGAGACCAACUACAAACUCUGCGACAUCAGUACGAGACUCUGUUACAGCAGUUUGAACAAUUGCAGGGACAGACCAGUGGCAAGAGUCCCCGGAGCAACUCCAAUGCCCCAGAUGCAUCAGGACCAUCGCCUUCGGGAAUCAUUUCCGUCUCCAGAAGCCAUGUCUCACCAAUGCACGAGGAAUGGCGGAAGCAGAACCUAAUUUUCAAUUGCGAUAUCCCUUACACUGGUCGCAUCCUUCUGCCAACCUUUUCGCAUAGAUCAAGGGUUCGGGAUACGAAUGGAAGCGCACUCAGCAGUGCAUGGAAACUCUGGGGAGAUGACCCGGGACUCGUGGAUGCUCCAUUGCGCUUAACUACUAUUCCCCCGGAGUCUGAUUCGGAGGCCUACUUGAAAUUGGUCGGAACAUUCUUUGAUCGUAGAUGGCCCUAUCUACCUGUUCUGCAUCGGCCUACAUUCCUUCGCGAGCAUCUAUCACCUUUUUUGAGUAGGAGAGUGUCAAGCGGCAUAUCAAGAUUUUUAGUUAAUAUGGUCUGCGCCAUUGCUACCGCUGAGAAGCCAUUGCACCAGGAAGAAAGCCACUACUCUCAUCGGGCUUUUUUUAACCAAGCAACGCAAGACAUGCACCUGGUCAUAGGGACGGGUGACUUUGAAUGCGUACAGUGUCUCUUGCUUCUCUGCAUGUACGGCUACAACGAACCGCAAUCCGUCAACCUAUGGUACACCUCAGGUCUUGCCCUUCAAUUGGCUAUCGGAAUCGACUUACAUCGAAAGGAGAGCCUCGCGGGCCGAGAUAAUUUGUCUGCAGAGAUGGUUAAGCGCGUCUUUUGGUCUGCGUAUGUGACGAAUUGCAUCAUGGCAAUCAACAUGGGCCGGCCCCUCGGUAUCCAGGAGUCUGAUAUCACCAUGUCUUUACCACUACAGUUGACUGAUGAUGAAUUGGACAAUUCCCCUGCGGUGCUAGACCACACCAGUAUAGUACCCCAAGUGACGGACACUUCGACCUUCAUUCAUAUCAUCCGGUUGCGCAAGAUCAACGCGGUUAUCUACAGCUCCUUUCAUUCCAUCGGCCAAACACGACCUGGUGCUGAGGAACUGGAGAGCAGGCGAAAGCAGUAUUUCUCCGACCUGAACCACUGGGUCUCUACUGCACCGCGGUACAUGCAGACAACUUCCACUUUUCAAUCCCCUCAUUGGUUUCAGAUCGCUUUCCAUCACGCGGUAUUGACCCUCUAUCGCCCAUCUCGGGGAGCACCCAUGCCAUCAUCCGAAGACCUGCGCAUCUGCACCGAGUCCGCUAUCGGACUGAUAAGUUCUUACAGCGCUCUAUACGCCAUGAAUCAAAUCAAAUACACCUUCGUGGCUAUCCAUGCGCUUUUCAUGGCAGCUAUAACCAUGCUCUAUGCCUUACGGGCCUCCCCGCAAUUACGUCACGACUUAACCAAAUCGAUCGUACAGACGAAUAUCCUCACUUUUCUAACCCUGUUCCGUGGCAUAUCGAAUGGCCGCAUGGUCGGAGAGAAGUGCUCCGAGAUUGUUGAGCGACUGGGAGACUGUAUCCUGAGUCUGUUUGAUGACGCCACCGGUGCGGGUGUCGAUGUGGAUACUGAGUUCCAGUCGUGGUUUGGUCUUCAGAGCCACGCGUUUACUAAAUCGGCGCAUGGCGAUUCCGUAAAGGGAAUGGAGAACAAAUCACCCGAUUACCCGGAUGCCAGAGUUGACCUUCCGUGGGCCGAUCUGUUCCUCGAAGGCAUAGACAUAGGCUCGACUGACGUGUGGAGCUUCCUGACAUGA